Messenger RNA from Mus pahari (shrew mouse), 2869 nucleotides. RefSeq names its product serine/threonine-protein kinase Sgk3. Lineage: Eukaryota; Metazoa; Chordata; Mammalia; Rodentia; Muridae. The record is from RefSeq and is a predicted model, not a curated record. Gene Ontology annotation, molecular function: ATP binding; phosphatidylinositol binding; protein serine/threonine kinase activity. The transcript has 17 exons. The coding region runs from base 275 to 1765 and encodes 496 amino acids. Gene Ontology annotation, biological process: protein phosphorylation.
CGCCUCGAAGCACGGUGGGAACCGGGUGGGCUCUCGCGGGACAGGACGCAGACCACUCACCGGUCCCGCUGGAGCUGCGGCGCUGGCCACCGCACUCGCUCCGGAGGGAGGAGGCUUCAGUGGUUCUGCACGCGCACCCUUGGAAACCUCAGGUUCCAUGAUGGAGUUUGAACAUUACCUCAAGAGGUUUCAUAUUUCGGAUUUGUGAAUCAUAUUUACCCUCUGCUGAGAACUUUGAAACUUCAGACUCAAUUUCUGUCCUUCAAGACAUUAAAUGCAGAGGGGUUGUACCAUGGACUACAAGGAGAGCUGCCCAAGUGUAAGCAUUCCCAGCUCUGACGAACACAGAGAGAAAAAGAAGAGGUUCACGGUUUAUAAGGUUCUGGUCUCCGUGGGCAGAAGUGAGUGGUUUGUCUUCAGGAGAUACGCAGAGUUUGACAAACUUUACAAUUCUUUAAAGAAACAGUUUCCUGCUAUGGCUCUGAAGAUUCCUGCCAAGAGAAUAUUUGGUGAUAACUUUGACCCAGAUUUUAUUAAACAAAGAAGAGCAGGAUUGAAUGAGUUCAUUCAGAACUUAGUCAGAUACCCAGAGCUUUACAACCAUCCAGAUGUCCGAGCCUUCCUUCAAAUGGACAGCCCAAGACAUCAGUCAGAUCCAUCUGAAGAUGAGGAUGAAAGAAGUACUCCGAAGCCACAUUCUACCUCACGGAACAUCAACCUGGGACCAACUGGAAAUCCUCAUGCUAAACCAACUGACUUCGAUUUUUUAAAAGUUAUUGGAAAGGGCAGCUUUGGCAAGGUUCUUCUUGCAAAACGGAAACUGGAUGGAAAAUUUUAUGCUGUCAAAGUGUUACAGAAAAAAAUCGUUCUCAACAGAAAAGAGCAAAAACAUAUUAUGGCUGAACGCAAUGUGCUCUUGAAAAAUGUGAAGCACCCAUUUUUGGUUGGAUUGCACUAUUCUUUCCAAACAACUGAAAAGCUUUAUUUUGUUCUGGAUUUUGUUAAUGGAGGAGAGCUCUUCUUUCACCUGCAAAGGGAAAGGUCUUUCCCUGAACCCAGAGCGAGGUUUUACGCUGCGGAGAUCGCCAGUGCCUUGGGCUACCUGCACUCCAUCAAAAUAGUGUACAGAGACUUGAAGCCAGAAAAUAUUCUUUUGGAUUCAAUGGGACAUGUUGUCUUAACGGAUUUUGGGCUUUGCAAAGAAGGAAUCGCUAUUUCUGAUACCACCACAACUUUCUGUGGUACGCCAGAGUACCUUGCACCUGAAGUAAUCAGAAAGCAGCCCUACGACAACACUGUGGACUGGUGGUGCCUGGGAGCUGUUCUGUAUGAGAUGCUGUAUGGGUUGCCUCCUUUUUACUGCCGAGAUGUUGCUGAAAUGUAUGACAAUAUUCUUCACAAGCCCCUAAACUUGAGACCAGGAGUGAGUCUCACCGCCUGGUCCAUUCUGGAAGAACUCCUAGAAAAAAACAGACAAAAGCGACUUGGUGCCAAAGAAGACUUUCUUGAAAUCCAGAAUCAUCCUUUUUUUGAGUCACUCAGCUGGACUGACCUCGUACAGAAAAAGAUUCCACCUCCAUUUAACCCUAAUGUGGCUGGACCAGAUGAUAUCAGAAACUUUGAUGCCGUCUUCACUGAAGAAACGGUUCCCUAUUCUGUGUGUGUAUCUUCUGACUAUUCUAUAGUGAAUGCCAGUGUUCUGGAGGCAGAUGAUGCAUUUGUUGGUUUUUCUUACGCCCCUCCUUCAGAAGACUUAUUUUUGUGAACAAAUGUCAUUCAGAAACCAAUGAACAGCCUCUAGCUUGCAGAAGAAAUGGAAACACCUAUUUGUGUGAAUAUUUUCAACUAUGUAUAACAGUGCCUCAUUUUUAUAUGUAAUAGUGAAAACUAUGAAAUACGUAUUUUUCUGCUGUAUGCAAGAAAUAGGGCAUUUCAAAGAGCUAAGUUUUGAACUGAAAUUUGUAUUCUUGUUUAUUAAGCUUAUUUUUAAACAAAAAUUUGAAGCUAUUAUUNUUAGCAUUAACCUAUUUUUAAAAAUAACUUUUUGCUAUUGACUGUUUUUUUUCCUGUUAAGUUUACACUAACACAUCCAAGGUAGACUUUUAAUAGUCUGUUACAGUUAAGAUAAGAUGUAUUAAUAUCUUUAUAAUUCUAUGACUUUUUUAUCAUAGCAGAACUAUGCAAAUGGUACAGGAUGGUUUAUGAUGAGACCCUAUCUUCCCAUGAUAAUUCACUAUUUGCUUAGUAGGAUUGAAAUGCAAGGGUAGAUGAAACACACUGGCUGCUAGUGGGCGACUGCAGCCACUCACUUGCAGCCCCAGAAGAAAAGGAAAAAGCAGGCAUUUGCUUUGAAAUACUCAGUUCCCAUCCAUGCACCAUUGUUUUCUCCAGAGGAAAAGAAAAUAUUUAAUGGACAGAAUUUUUUAGAAUUCCCAACGAACUGAGAAGUGUAAUAAAAUGCUACCAGAUGUUUUUUAAGGUGGUGCCCACCAUAAUGUCUCUGUCACAUAUUUAUAUUACAAAUGUUUUCUAUUUAUGUUCCUUUUGACUCUGAAGGGUUAGUGUAUUGUUGAGCAGUCUAAACCUUGGUGUCUGUUUUUGCAAAUAGCUAUUUAAAAACUGCCUUCCUAAUUGAUCAUGUUUUUAAAAUGACAGAAAAAAAGUAGCCUUCUAUAAUGUUUACGUAGUUGUGAAUUAAAUAAUAAAAUGGCAAGUCUGGGUCAGUGUGAAUGUGUGUCACCUACACAUUCUAACAGAAGGUAACAAUAAGUUAGCAGUGACAUAUUCAGUAUUACUCACUUUGUAGUGCCAGGGAUCAGACAUGCACAAGGCCUCAUGAAUUCUAAUAGUUCUCCCUAUCUCUGAAGUA